AUUCCAUAUAUACAUUUACCACAUUUAUCAAAAAACUUAUGAAUAAUGAAGGUCCAAUACCAACUCACAAUAGGUGCCGGCCUCUUGGACCACCAUCAUCCUCAUGAACCGCCAUCGCCAACUUCCCUCACUCUCGGUUACAAGCGCCUCCGCCAUAUCGCCCCCAAACUUAAUAUUCCCUUCGACAUUAAGACCUUCAUCAACCAUCCUCGUCACCAUCGCCCCUCUUCUUCGUCUAACCAGGUGGAGACGCACCACGGUGGAACAAGAUGGAACCCGACACAAGAACAAAUCGGGAUACUAGAAAUGUUGUACACGAAUGGAAUGAGAACACCUAAUGCAAACCAGAUUGAAGAAAUCACUUUGCAGCUAGCCAAGUUCGGUAAGAUUGAGGGAAAGAAUGUUUUCUAUUGGUUUCAAAACCAUAAAGCCCGAGAGAGACAAAAGCUCAAGCGAAAUGCUAUUACAAUCACCGAAAAGUUAGGAGAUGGUGGUUGUAAGAGGAAAUGCAUGGCAUUGAAAUUUGAGAGGAAAUUUGAAGGAGACAAGACUUUGGAGCUCUUUCCAUUGCACCCGGAAGGAAGAUGAUCAUGACCGGUCCUAAUUUGAAAUUAGUUUUUUAUUUCUUUUCUUUUUUCUAAUUUGGUCUUUUUUGAAAAUCUCAUGCAUGCUUGCUUAUAUGAUUGGACUCAACGGCUAUGAUCCUGUCAAUUUCUUAGUCCAAUGUCUCUUUUCUUAUGUC
Molecule: messenger RNA, 742 nt
Organism: Impatiens glandulifera
Lineage: Eukaryota; Viridiplantae; Streptophyta; Magnoliopsida; Ericales; Balsaminaceae
Product: WUSCHEL-related homeobox 4-like
Exons: 3
Coding region: 46-588 (180 amino acids)
Biological process (GO): phloem or xylem histogenesis; procambium histogenesis; cell division
Cellular component (GO): nucleus
Molecular function (GO): DNA-binding transcription factor activity; DNA binding
Source: RefSeq, a predicted model, not a curated record